AUGUUCUCUGGACUGUCCCGAGCGACUGUCAACAUCCUCAUCGCUUCAAACCACCUACACUUUACAGAAAACUUUGCGAUCCGCUCGCUCUCUACCGCCAUGACCAACGUCACUCGCACCCCUACCAAGGUCGUCUACGCCUAUGAAACCCCCGAGGGCAUGGGCGCGACCGUCCGCCGCUCAAUCGGCACCCAGGCUCUGCGCAACCUGUCCCCCUUCCUGAUGCUGGACCACGCCACCAUCAACGUCGAGGACGGCGCAGGCUUCCCAGACCACCCCCACCGCGGACAGACCACUGUCAGCUACGUCCUCUCUGGUGCGCUGCACCACGAAGACUUCCUCGGCAACACGGGCACCCUCGCCGCCGGCGACCUGCAGUGGAUGACGGCCGGCCGCGGCAUCAUGCACUCUGAGAUGCCCCUGUUCGAGGGCCCCAACCCCGUCCCCGCCGAGGCGCUCCAGCUCUGGAUCGACCUGCCCGCCGACCAGAAGAUGAUCGAGCCCUCGUACCAGGAGAAGAAGGCAGCCGAGAUUGACACUGUCAACCCGCAGCCGGGCGUCCAAGUCACCGUCAUCUCGGGCGAGGCGUUUGGCGUAAAGGGCUUUGUCCGUCCCGUCGGCGGAUGCUGGUUCCUCGACUUCAAGCUCACCGACGCCGGCGCGUCCGUCUUCCAGCCGCUGCCAGAGGGCUGGACGGGCUUUGCGUACGUCAUCACCGGCGCCCUCCAGGUCGGCGAGGAGGCCACCCCCGUGGACAAGUUCAACUCGGUCGUCCUGUCCGCUGAAGAAGGCCAGAACGGCGUCCUCCUCACCCGGCCCGAGGGCACCACCGAGGACACGCGCUUCGUCCUCAUUGCCGGCGAGCCCCUCGACCAGCCCGUCGUCCAGGCCGGACCUUUUGUCCUCACGUCCCGCCAAAAGGCCAUGGAAGCGUACAUGGACUUCCAGCUGGGCAAGAACGGCUUUGAAGGCGCGCCCGGAUGGGAGAGCAAGAUUGGCGCGCCGCUGCGUCGUGCCAACUCGCGUUAA
Molecule: messenger RNA, 1029 nt
Organism: Apiotrichum porosum
Lineage: Eukaryota; Fungi; Basidiomycota; Tremellomycetes; Trichosporonales; Trichosporonaceae
Exons: 1
Coding region: 1-1029 (342 amino acids)
Source: RefSeq, a predicted model, not a curated record